Molecule: messenger RNA, 1308 nt
Organism: Cavenderia fasciculata
Lineage: Eukaryota; Evosea; Eumycetozoa; Acytosteliales; Cavenderiaceae
Exons: 5
Coding region: 1-1308 (435 amino acids)
Source: RefSeq, a predicted model, not a curated record
AUGACACAAAUAACCUAUCUAUUGUUGUUCUUUUUCUUUGCUUUUAUUCAAUUGGUCACCUUUGCAAAGCCUAUAUGUCAACAAUAUCAUAGUACUACUAAUAAUAACAAUAUCUUGAUAGGAGAAAAAUGUUCUAAAAGCGAUACAUGUUUACCUUUAAUAUCAUAUUGUGACAGUUGCUCAGAUGAAUCAUUGUGUUCUCCAUCAUUAUCGUUGUCAUGUCAAAAUGGUCAAUGUGUAUUAUCAAAAUACGUUCAAAAUGGGGACAAAUGCAAUCACUCUUUUGAAUGUUAUACCGAUAAUUUAAAGUGUAUCAAUAAUCAAUGUACAUUGGAUGACGAUAUGGUUUGUAGAUCAAAUCAAGAUUGUUCAUUUGGUCAAUAUUGUAGUUCAAAAGAGGAAAAUAAUAUUAAUAAUAAUAUUGAAGAAAGUGGAGCUGGAGGAGGGAUAUGCAAAAAUGUCAGUCGUAUUGGAGAGUCAUGUAACUUGGAGAAUGAAUAUGAUAGCGAUUGUGAGACAGGGUCAUAUUGUUUGGACAAGAAAUGUGUCGAGAUGUUUUCAAUUGGCCUUGGUCGCCAGUGUGGACACUAUCGAUACAUAUGUCAAGACACGUUGAUCUGUAAUACACGUACGGGUCAAUGCGACACUCUACCAACUCCAACUCCCGACUCUGUCAAUUGCAUGGACCAAUAUAUCAAAUCAGAUGAGUCACCUUGCAAUUAUAACGAACAAUGUUUUUGUCAGCGAGGUACCAGUGACGGCUCAGGAUCAGAAUUAGACAGAAAUGGUACAUGUCUAUCAAUCGGUCCAAACACCAUCGAGACACUUGCACAAUGCAAAAUAAUGUAUCAUGAAUACUUGGAUUGUUUAAAAAUCAACCACUGCGUUGAAACUGGAAACAUCCAUCUCGGCACACCAAAAACAAUCACCAAUUGUAUCACAAACCAUUGUUACAACCAAUAUAAUCAUUUUAUAACUUCAAAUUGUCUGCAACCUGCUGGACAAUCAUCCUCUCAACUUUCAUCAUCGUCAUCACCAUUAACUCCCAACUAUGCAAAAUACACAACCUCAUCGUCGUCAUCAUCGAUUAAUGAUGAAUUAAAUACAGAUAUUAAUAAUAACAAUAAUAAUAAUAAUAAUACAACUAAUAAUAGUACUCCUGUUCCAACUAAUAAUUCUAAUGAAAUUAACCCAACUAAUAAUAAUAAUCCAGAUAUUAAUAAUAAUAUUAAUCCAAUACUUCAUCAUCUGAUUCUAAAAAAUCAGAAUCAACUAACCAAUCAUUUUUACCAGUUUAUAUUACAGUAA